Cydia strobilella is the source of this 675-nucleotide messenger RNA. RefSeq names its product gastrula zinc finger protein XlCGF49.1-like. The record is from RefSeq and is a predicted model, not a curated record. The transcript has a single exon. Gene Ontology annotation, biological process: regulation of transcription by RNA polymerase II. Gene Ontology annotation, molecular function: RNA polymerase II cis-regulatory region sequence-specific DNA binding; DNA-binding transcription factor activity, RNA polymerase II-specific. The coding region runs from base 68 to 658 and encodes 196 amino acids. NCBI's taxonomy places the organism in Eukaryota, Metazoa, Arthropoda, Insecta, Lepidoptera, Tortricidae. Gene Ontology annotation, cellular component: nucleus.
ACACAUACGGAUCUAUACUGGAGCGAAGCCUUAUUCUUGCGAAAUCUGCAAAUUACGGUUCGCGCAAAUGAGCAAUUUGAACACACACAUACGAAACCAUACUGGAACGAAGCCUUUUCCUUGCGAAAUCUGCAAAAAACGGUUUGCGCAAAAGAGCAGUUUGAACACACACAUACGAAUCCAUACUGGAGCGAAGCCUUAUUCUUGCGAAAUCUGCAAAAAACUGUUCGUGCAAAAGGGCAGUCUGAAAACCCACAUACGAAGCCAUACUGGAGCGAAGCCUUAUUCUUGCGAAACCUGCAAAAAACGGUUCACGCGAAAGGGCAGUUUGAAAACACACAUACGAAUCCAUACUGGAGCGAAGCCUUAUUCUUGCGAAAUCUGCAAAAAACGGUUCGCGCAAAAGAGCAGUUUGAACACACACAUACGAAUCCAUACUGGAGCGAAGCCUUAUUCUUGCAAAAUCUGCAAAAAACGGUUCGCGCAAAAGAGCAGUUUGAACACACACAUACGAAUCCAUACUGGAGCGAAGCCUUAUUCUUGCGAAAUCCGCAACAAACGGUUCGCGCAAAAGAGCAGUUUGAACACACACAUACUAAUCCAUACUGGAGCGAAGCCUUAUUCUUGCGAAAUCUGCAAAAAAACGGUUCGCGUAUAAGUCCCAUUUGAACACAC